Messenger RNA from Nycticebus coucang (slow loris), 1191 nucleotides. RefSeq names its product SRR1 domain containing (gene SRRD). The transcript has 7 exons. The record is from RefSeq and is a predicted model, not a curated record. NCBI's taxonomy places the organism in Eukaryota, Metazoa, Chordata, Mammalia, Primates, Lorisidae. Gene Ontology annotation, biological process: microtubule-based process. Bases 93 to 1073 code for a protein of 326 amino acids. Gene Ontology annotation, cellular component: nucleus; cytoplasm.
UGGAACCUCCCCACCUACCGCCCACCGAAACUCCCCGCGCGUGGCAAUGACGUAGGGCCAAGUGCGUCGCGCGCCGAUGAAGUCAGAGGCUAAUGGCGGGUACCUCGACUACAGCGCCGGAAUCAUGGCAGACUGCGGCUCCGCGGAGGAGGCGCUUGGCUGCGCGGCAGUCGCGACGAAGGGAGGUGGCGGCCCGGGACCCGGAGACAGAGCUCGAGGCGGACAGCAGAGUCGUUCUUCGUCGCGUCCGGGAGGCUGAGGAGGACCUGCUUAUCUCUGAUUUCUGGAGUUCAGCACUAGAUACCAUCAACGGGUAUCUUACAAAACACCUGGAACAGUUGAAGUCCCCUAUGGAGACUCUUUCAGAUGUCCUUGGAAACCUGCACCUUGACUCAUCAAAUGAAUCAAAUAUGGCCCCUGGCUUCAUCCCAGGAGAGAACCUGGUCAUAAGACCCUGCCAUUUGAAAUGUGUGUGUUACGGUAUUGGGAACUUUGCUACCUGCGUCAUAGCUAGAAACCAGCUGUCAUUUUUGCUUCUGUUCUUGGAAAAGUGCCAGAUUCCCAGAAGUCACUGCUGGGUAUUUGACCCUCUGUUUAGCCAAGUUGAAAUUGCAGUUCUUAACACCCUGGGUGUGAUUGUUCUCAGCAAGAAUGAAGAAGGGAAACGCAGUAUUUGUGGGGAGCCCACCAUCUUUUACAUGCUCCACUGUGGGACCGCCUUGUACAACAACCUUUUAUGGAGUAACUGGUCAAUAGAUGCCCUUUCGAAGAUGGUCAUCAUUGGGAACAGUUUCAAAGGACUUGAACAAAGGUUGUUGGCAAGAGUUCUGCAGAAAAAUUAUCCCUACAUUGCAAAGAUUUUAAAAGGACUAGAGGAAUUUGAGUUUCCUCAGACUUCACAGUUCACAGACAUAUUUAAUGACACCUCAAUUCACUGGUUCCCUGUACAAAAGCUAGACCAAUUACCCAAGGAUAUUUGGGCAUUUCAAGAAGAACCAGAUUAUCAGGACUGUGAGGACCUUGAAAUCAUCAGGAGUGAGAAGAUGACAGCUACUGACCAGAACUUCCUGUAAUGUUUGGUGUUGGCAGAGGCAGAAGCUACCACCAGAAACUAAAGGGAAAUUUGCCAUGAAGGGACUGCAGAGAACUCCUUUGCAGUGGCCCAAAUUUCAGAAAUGAGAAGGGAAAUAU